AUGGCAUCAAAAAAGACAAAGGCCCCUGCUGCCGACGAUAACUUCGACGACCUAUUCUCUGGAAUCGGUAGCGACGCCAAGGCUGGGAAGCCUGCGCCCAAGAGCUCCAAGGCCGGUGCUGCCAAGGCCGCCGGCGACAAAGACAUCCUGGCCGAUCUCGAAUCACAGCUUGCUGCCGAACCUCCCACCUCUCGUCCACACACGCCCCGUCUCGGAGGAGCUGGCAAGCGGCCAACUGCCGGAGCUCCUGCUGGAGAAGACAAGCGCAAGUCGACCGACAGCGCUCGGAGUGCCCGCGCCAGCUUCACGCCCAGCGCCACGAGCUCUGAGCUUCAAGAUGCCGACAAGAAGGUCGCUGCCGAGCAGCAGCAACAGCAGCAGCAGCAGCAGCAGCAGCAGCAGCAACAGCAACAGCCCGCAGCAGCAGGCGGCGGCUGGUGGGGUGGUAUCAUGUCCACAGCUAGCGCUGCCAUGAAGCAGGCCGAAGCCGCUUACAAGGAAGUCCAGCAGAACGAAGAUGCGAAGAAAUGGGCUGAGCAGGUAAGGGGCUUCAAAGGUCUAGACAUUGGAGCCCUUCGCCAUUAUGGCGACGAUUUACGCCAUCGCGCACUACCAACCUUUACCAACAUUCUCAACACCAUUGCCCCGCCCAUUAGCUCCCACGAGCGUCUUCUUAUCCAUAUCACACACGACCUCGUCGGAUAUCCAUCGAUGGAUCCUCUCAUCCACAGCGUAUUCUCCCGCGUCAUGUCGCAAGUCGAGGGCGGUGACCUACUGGUCGUGCAGCGUGGCCAGGAAAGCGGCUCUCGCCGACCCCGCGAGAGCAAUGCUGGCUGGCGAGAUGGCCCUUGGUGGCGCCAGUCUGACUCUGCUCGAGAGCUCGGCCUGAUCAAGGGCGUCACGGAAGGCACUAAGCUCUGUCGUGCCAAUGCCGAGGGCUACUCUGAAGAGUACUUUUCCGCCAACGGAGGUGUAGAGCAGGCCAAAGCAAGGGCCACGGAAGACUUGAGCGAGACCAACCCUGUGCGAACUUCGAAUCUGUUCUUGGCUAUCCAAGCUAUCGAGACGGACGAUGACGGCACGCUGUUUGCUCGUACUGCAUCGGCCGAAAAGGACAAGGACGACAAGGACGACAGCAAGGAAGACAAUAGCCAGGUCUCGUUUGCCAUUUUUAUCCUUGAUCCACUCCAUCAAAUCGAGUAUGGCACUGUCAGCCAGAGUAUUCCUGCCAAGUGGGCACGCUGGCUGGACACCAAUACUCCUCUCACGCCCAAGUCCGGAGAUGAAGAGCAGGCAGACGUUGACCUGUCCAUCCCGACGGAAAUCCGUGACAUUAUUGAUAGCGGUGCUGUUGAUCCCAGAGAAUGGGUCGCCGAAUGGAUCGAAGAGACACUUUCUCUAUCAAUUGGUAUUGUGGCCCAGAGAUACGUUGCACGCAGAAUGGGAGUUGGCGAGGACAGCCUGGGCAAGGCCAAGAGAAAGAUGGAGGAGCUGGUGUAUGAAAAUGCGGGAGAGGCUGCUCGAGCAGGAGCCAUUUAA
Messenger RNA from Akanthomyces muscarius, 1539 nucleotides. RefSeq lists its product as uncharacterized. Bases 1 to 1539 code for a protein of 512 amino acids. The transcript is spliced from 2 exons. The record is from RefSeq and is a predicted model, not a curated record. NCBI's taxonomy places the organism in Eukaryota, Fungi, Ascomycota, Sordariomycetes, Hypocreales, Cordycipitaceae.